UGGCACUUUGGCCAUGGGUCAAACAACAACAUUGGAUGCCUAUUUAGCUUGGUAUCGGACAAUUACAAAGCUUAUUAUCACUCCGCCGGACCAAGAACGUCUUCAACUAAAUAUCAGUCCGCCUCUAAUGAGUUUGUGCUUUCUGAAACAGUUGCCGAGGUUGUGAGAACGUGCACUCGUGUGGAAGAGUCUACUUCCGAUUUGCCUGUUGACAAAGCUUUGGAGUUGGCAUUGCACACCUUACAAAGUCUAGCAAGUUCCUGCACCGAGACCUUGCAUACAGUUGGCAAAGCAUACAUGCUCCAUGAUGUAGGUGUCACCACUCAAUCAACAUCCUCAUUAGGUAUCCUUGCUUCUAGGCCACCACGACACAUCCCUAAUACUCCUACUCCUGCUCCUACUAAUACUUCUACUGUUGUCACUCCUUCUACUGCUGCUGCCACUUCUACUACCACUCCUGCUGCCACUUCUACUCAAACUGCUACUGCCACUUCUUCUGCUGCUACUGCCACUCCUCCUCCUCAAUGUACUCCUUCUAUUUGUCCUCCUACCUCACCACUUACUUCUCCCAUAUCACCACAUACUACUCUCAGCCCAUCUUCAUUCUCUUUGAAUUACGAGUCUUCUCCUCAUCAAUCUUGUACUCCCCAACUACCAUUAACAUAUGUAAGACGAUCACGCACCUUGAGUUCUACUAUUUCACAGCUAUCACCCAUUACAGACGUUAAUGAAUCUGCAUUUGGAUCAUCGGAACAUCAUUCAAAGAAGCAGCGUGGAUCCUAUGUGUUAGAUAGCUAGAAGCAAUUUUUUGGUCUUAAAUUAUAUGUAAAUAACAUUUUGUUUAUAUUUUGAUGAACAUAUGUUUAGUUUGUGUUGGAGAAAUGCAUUAGGACUUUUGAUAUGUAUAUAAUAAACUGGAUAAUCUUUGCUAUUAACUUUGUCUUGGAUGAAUGCAUAUUUGUUGGUUUGUCACA
Molecule: messenger RNA, 974 nt
Organism: Chenopodium quinoa (quinoa)
Lineage: Eukaryota; Viridiplantae; Streptophyta; Magnoliopsida; Caryophyllales; Amaranthaceae
Product: endochitinase A-like
Exons: 2
Coding region: 298-798 (166 amino acids)
Source: RefSeq, a predicted model, not a curated record